Molecule: messenger RNA, 1012 nt
Organism: Prunus mume (Japanese apricot)
Lineage: Eukaryota; Viridiplantae; Streptophyta; Magnoliopsida; Rosales; Rosaceae
Biological process (GO): regulation of secondary shoot formation
Cellular component (GO): nucleus
Molecular function (GO): DNA-binding transcription factor activity; sequence-specific DNA binding
Source: RefSeq, a predicted model, not a curated record
UCCCGUUUGAUACAAGGAAGAAGGGGCUGAAGAAAGAAGCCUGCUUUUUCUGCAUUAAUGCCAUGCAGCCUGUGCUUAGCUUAUAACAGACUAUUUGCACCACUAUCUUCCAUAAACUUGACAGGAAGAGAGAGAGGAGAGAGAAUCCAUGAGUCACCUGCAAGACAUUCUGCGUCUGCAAAUGUUACAACAGAGAGGAUCAAAGAAUGAAGAUCAAGAUCAACCAGAAGAUGUUCAAGAAGAAGAACAACAAUCACAGAAGAGACUAAUUGGUCAAUAUCAGCAUGUUCAAGAACCACCAAACUAUGGACCAUUAAAUGGCAAGAUGUUGAAUACCCACAUAGCAAAAUCCUCCAGGAAAAGUUGUUACUCAAUGUCUUCUUCUUCUUCACAUUUGGCAUCUGAACAAGCGAAAAUCAACAAUGCGAGAUAUGGGAAGAUUGUAAAAGUUCAUGGAGGCCACAUUGUCCGAUCCACUGCAAGAAAAGAAAGGCACAGCAAGGUGUACACUUCCAAAGGUCCUAGAGACCGGAGGUUCCGGCUGUCAGCUCCGACUGCUAUACAGUUCUAUGAUGUCCAAGACCGCCUUGGCUACGACCGGCCAAGUAAGGCCAUUGAUUGGCUCAUUGAGAAGGCCAAGGCAGCAAUUGAGGCUCUCUCUGAGUCUGAACUACCUGGAAAAGAGUAUGACUGUACUAAUAUCAACAACUCUGCUCAACAGACAGAGCAAGACAUUGGAGAAGAGAGUAUGCGUCAGUUUCAGCAUCACCAGAGAAGCUAUGGUGGUGAACCAGAAAAACUGAACAAUGUGAACAGUUUUAAAGAACCAGUUCUUGAUCACUACCAGUUAAGUUCAAUGAACUAUGCUGAAGAAGCCCUCAAUUCUGGCUCAAGUUUAACAGAUUCCAAAAUGGAGGUGGCUUGGUUUCAAAGUUUGUUGGCUUGGAAUUAUAAUGCAGGUGAUGGAGGAGAAGGCUGUCCUUUCAAUUCAUCCCAUGUAUAUCUGCAAUAG